AUGCGUGGAACAAAGAAAUACAGGCAUGUUAUUGAGACGCCAGAUUCCGGCAAGUGGGAGCUGGCGGGGUACGAGGCAACUCUGCCCAUCAGUGAGAAGUCCAACCCCAUCACCAGGGAGCUGGAUAAGGCUGACCCUGUGCAGAUUGUCCAGCUUCUGAAGGAAUGUGAUGCAGAGAUAUUCCAGGAGGAGGACGAAGCCCUGCUCAGCUAUACAAGACUGUACAGUGAGUCAGUGCUGAAGACCAUGAUCAACAUUAUCAGUAAAGUGCAGGAAGUCCUGAAGGACCCAGACAACACCCUUAUCGUGCUGAGUGGCGGGGGCACCUCGGGCAGGCUGGCCUUCCUCAUUGCUGUUUCCUUUAACAAGCUGCUGAAGGGUCUAGGUCAGCUGCCUCGUUACACGUACAUCAUUGCUGGGGGAGACAGAUCCCUAGUGAUGUCCCAGGAGGGACUGGAGGACUGCGCCUUGCUGGGGAUCGAGGAGCUGAGCAAGGUCUGUGAGGGGAAGAAGAAAGUAGUUUUCAUUGGAAUUUCAUGUGGUUUUUCUGCGCCUUUUGUGGCUGGACAGCUGGACUUUUGCAUGAAUAACCUGGACAUCUUCCUGCCAGUCCUGGUGGGAUUCAACCCUGUCAGCAUGGCCAGGAAUGAUAAGAUCGAGGGCUGGCACUCUACCUUCCGCCAGGUGGCUGAGCGGAUGCAGAAGCUGCAGGAGUCACAUAAAGCCUUUAUCCUUAAUCCUGCUGUGGGGCCUGAAGGCAUCAGUGGCUCCUCCCGGAUGAAGGGCGGGAGUGCCACCAAGAUCCUGCUGGAGACCCUGUUGCUUGCAGCACACAAGACAGUCUCCAAGGACACUGACAUCUCAGAGAAGUGCCUCCUGGAAAUCCUGAGGACAUAUGAACGUGCUCACAAAGUCACCUAUGCCCAGAGCAAAAAGAUCGCUGCCUUGGUGAAGCAAGCAGGCACCAGCUUGCAGAAGAAGGCCUGUGUGUACAUGGUGGGCUGGCACACGCUGGGCAUCAUUGCCAUCAUGGACGGUGCUGAGUGUAUCCCAACGUUUGGGGCAGACUAUAAUGACGUGCGAGGCUUCUUGAUUGGGGAUCACAGUGAGAUGUUCAACAAGGAGGCAGAUCUGAUAGCACAGGGCCCGCAGUUCGCCUUCUCUCAGGAGGACUUUGUGAAGACGAUUCUCCCAUCACUGACUGAGCUCGAUACUGUUCUCUUCCUCUUCACGCUGGAUGAUGACCUCGCAGAGGUGGAGAAGCUUGUGGUUCAGGUGAAGGAGAAGACAUCAAAUGUCCAAGCACUUUCUCAUGCCACUGUUGGGCAGUACCUUCCGGCCUCCCUCAAGAAGCUGUUUCCUUCCAUCAUGAGCAUCAUGUGGCCCAUCCUGUUCCUGGAGUAUGAGGGGAAUUUUAUCCAGAAGUUCCAGAGGGAGCUCAGCACCAAGUGGAUCCUCAACACAGUCAGCACCGGGGCCCAUGUCCUCAAGGGCAAAAUUCUUCACAACUACAUGGUGAACCUGAGAAUUAGCAACUCCAAACUCUUCUGGAGGGCGGUGUGCAUCCUGCAGAGGUUCACGGGGCACUCCCAGGCCAGGUGCCUGGAGGGCCUGCUGCAGACCAUAUAUGACCCUGAGGUGCUCUCAGAUGACAUUCGCAAUGCAGAGCUCUCCAAACAUAUUGCCAUAGCAACAGAGAAGAGCAAGGUUGUCCCCACAGCCCUUCUGUGCCUGCUGCGGAACUGCUCAGUACAGGAGGCCCAGCUGCGGCUUGACACCUCCCCGUCCAUCCGAGCAGCCAUUGAGUCCUCACUGAAUGCUCCGGGGCGCAAACGGGGUGCAGACAAAUCAGACUCCACAGGCAGGAGUGCGUAG
Molecule: messenger RNA, 1875 nt
Organism: Gopherus evgoodei (Goodes thornscrub tortoise)
Lineage: Eukaryota; Metazoa; Chordata; Testudines; Testudinidae
Gene: GCKR
Product: glucokinase regulator
Exons: 19
Coding region: 1-1875 (624 amino acids)
Biological process (GO): carbohydrate derivative metabolic process; glucose homeostasis; negative regulation of glucokinase activity
Cellular component (GO): nucleoplasm; mitochondrion; cytosol
Molecular function (GO): fructose-6-phosphate binding; enzyme inhibitor activity; enzyme binding
Source: RefSeq, a predicted model, not a curated record